CUCUCUCUAAAUCCACCAUCAAUGUCUCUCUCUGUCACACUCCUCCCUCUCCCUCACUCUCUCUCUCCCCAAGCCCCAAGCUUUCUCUCUCUAAAGCCCCGGCAGCACUACUUCCCCUCCAGACCCCACCGACCACUUCUCUCUCUCCGCCUCAGCCCACCUCUUGCGCUCCCCCCGAACGGCCAGUCCUACCCGGACCCCUCCGGCGACGACCCGCCCGAAGCCCCCGAGGACUCCGAGCACGGCGUCUCCAAGUUCCAGCAAAUCCACCGCCAGGCCUCGCGCGCGCGCAGGAUCGAGGAGGACGACUUCAAGAAGCACCGGUCCACGUUCCUCUCCGCCAUCGCCGACGUGGAGGACGCCCCCGAGGACGCCGACGCGUUGGCCCCGGCGGACGCUGGAGACGAUUUGUUCGGGGAGAUCGACAAGGCCAUUGCUUUGAAGCGGAGGGAGUUCGUGAAGCAGGGCCUGCUGAAGCCGAAUCCCAAGAAGGGUAAGGUGAAUGGGGAGGAUUUGGCUGAUGCGGUCGAAGAGUUGGAGCCGGAAGAGGUUGUGGACUUGGAGGAAAUUCAGGAGCUUCAAGGGCUGCAAGUCGUCUCUGAGGACGAUGCUGAUGAUGGGGAAGAUGAUGGCGCAGGGGAGUUUAAUGACGAGGUGAGUGGUAAUUUGAGUAGGAGUAAUGGUGGGUCUGUGUCGGAUUCUCUGUUUGAUUUGGAUUUCGAUACUUAUGGUAGGACUAAGGCUAGGAUAGUCGAACCCAAGUUUAGGAUCACUCUGGCUGAGCUCUUGGAUGAGAGCAAGGUUGUUCCAGUUUCGGUUUAUGGGAACUUGGAGGUCGAGAUCACGGGGAUUCAACACGAUUCGCGGGUGGUGAGUUCAGGGGAUCUGUUUGUGUGCUGUGUUGGGAGGAAAACUGAUGGGCAUUUGUUCUUGAGUGAGGCUGAUAAGAGAGGUGCGGUUGCUGUGGUGGCCAGCAAGGAGAUUGAUAUAGAGGAGACAUUGGGUUGUAAGGCGUUGGUGAUCGUGGAGGACACGAAUGCCGUGUUGCCUGCCCUGGCAGCGUCGUUUUAUAGGCAACCUGCAAGGCAUAUGGCAGUCAUUGGGAUAACGGGCACGUAUGGGAAAACCACCACCUCGUAUUUGAUUAAAGGGAUGUACGAGGCCAUGGGAUUGAGGACUGGGAUGUUAAGCACGGUAGCUUAUUAUGUGCAUGGGGAUAAUAAGUUGGAGUUGCCAAACACAGACCCUGAUGCUGUGUUGGUCCAGAACUUGAUGGCCAAGAUGCUUCAUAAUGGGACUGAAGCAAUUGCUAUGGAGGCUUCUUCACAUGGACUGGCUAUGGGGAGGUAUAAUGAGGUUGAUUUUGACAUUGCAGUUUUCACGAACUUGACGUGCGACAAUUUGAAUUUUCAUGGAACUGAGGAGGAAUACAAGGCUGGUGAGGCCAAGUUGUUCUCGAGGAUGGUGGAUCCCGAAAGACAUCGAAAGAUUGUUAACAUUGAUGACCCUAAUGCCCCUUUCUUCAUGGCACAAGGAAACCCAGAUGUGCCUGUUGUCACCUUUGCAAUGGAAAAUAAGAAUGCAGAUGUUCAUCCACUGAAGUUUGAACUUUCCUUGUUUGAGACUCAGGUUUUGGUUAACACUCCUAAUGGGAUAUUAGAAAUAUCAUCUGGGUUGCUCGGAAGGCACAAUAUUUACAAUAUACUUGCAGCUGUGGCGGUUGGGAUUGCAGUUGGAGCACCCUUAGAGGACAUUGUUAGAGGAAUAGAGGAAAUUGACGCAGUUCCUGGUAGGUUUGAGCUAAUAGACGAGGAACAAGCAUUCGGAGUGAUUGUGGAUUACGCUCAUACACCUGAUGCCCUCUCCAGACUCCUUGAUUCUGUUCGAGAGCUUGGGCCAAGGAGGAUUAUAACUGUAAUUGGCUGUGCUGGUGAGAGUGAUAGAGGGAAGAGACCCAUGAUGACAAAAAUAGCUACUGAUAAAAGUGAGGUGACAAUGCUGACAUCAGACAAUCCAAAGACUGAAGAUCCAUUGGACAUUCUUGAUGACAUGCUGGCUGGAGUCGGAUGGACAAUGCAGGACUACUUGAAAUAUGGGGAGAACGACUAUUAUCCACCUCUAUCUAAUGGUCACAGGCUUUUUUUGCACGAUAUUAGACGAGUAGCUGUACGUGCCGCCGUAGCUAUGGGUGAGGAAGGCGAUAUGGUGGUGGUGGCUGGCAAAGGUCAUGAAAUUUACCAGAUAGAGGGUGACAAAAAGGAGUUUUUUGAUGAUAGGGAAGAGUGUCGAGAAGCAUUGCAAUAUGUGGAUGAACUUCAUCAAGCCGGAAUAGACACAAGUGAAUUUCCGUGGCGAUUACCAGAAAGUCAUUAGCGCAGUACCGAAGGAUAGUGCGGAGAUAUUUGAGUUUUGCUGGUUAUAGAUGAAGCUGGUGCAUUGUGCGGCUCGCGUUUUCGGCGCUAUAAGAUUAACAAUCACCUCAAGCUACAAAUCUGAAGAGCGCCCGAGCCGUUACCCAACCUGUAAGGUAACAUGGUUACUGUUUGAAGUGAAAGUGGGUGCUCGACUGAGCAGAGGACGAUAGAUCUCACUCAGUGCUUUUUCGGGGGUCGUUUUUGAGUUGCAAAGGUUAUAUACAUGGUAGUAGCAUGGGAAGCAGCCCAAAAUUCCUGCAGAUCGAUGACCAUUUUUUAGUUGCAUCCGGCAUGUAAGUUGAGCUGUUGUAUUCGAUUAAGAAUUGGCUGGUUGUCCAAAAUAUUGAACAGAGCCAGUUGAUGAGUUCAUGGUAAAUGGUAGAUCAACU
Messenger RNA from Rhodamnia argentea, 2803 nucleotides. RefSeq names its product UDP-N-acetylmuramoyl-L-alanyl-D-glutamate--2,6-diaminopimelate ligase MurE homolog, chloroplastic. Gene Ontology annotation, cellular component: cytoplasm. Gene Ontology annotation, molecular function: ATP binding; acid-amino acid ligase activity. The record is from RefSeq and is a predicted model, not a curated record. The transcript has 5 exons. Lineage: Eukaryota; Viridiplantae; Streptophyta; Magnoliopsida; Myrtales; Myrtaceae. The coding region runs from base 22 to 2373 and encodes 783 amino acids. Gene Ontology annotation, biological process: biosynthetic process; cell division; regulation of cell shape.